Magnolia sinica is the source of this 2619-nucleotide messenger RNA. RefSeq lists its product as uncharacterized. The transcript is spliced from 13 exons. Lineage: Eukaryota; Viridiplantae; Streptophyta; Magnoliopsida; Magnoliales; Magnoliaceae. The coding region runs from base 241 to 2145 and encodes 634 amino acids. The record is from RefSeq and is a predicted model, not a curated record.
AUAUAUAGUUGGAUAUUUCAUUCCACUCACUUCUUCUUCCUCCUUCGACUGUCGGCGAAUUUUGGAGUUUGGGUUUUGAUGGCAGAGAGUAGGACUGAAAAAUGAAUAAAAGAAAAAUCCGAGGAAUAGAAAAUAAAGGGUUUUUCUCAUCUGGGUUUUUCAUCACAAGAAGCUCUCUUAUCUCUUUCUCUCUCUGAUUUUUUAUUUUCAAUACAUAUAUUUUUUGUGGUUUAUGUGGAGAUGCUCUGUCUUAAAGCUGAAGCUCUGGGAAAUGAGGUGUUUGGUUCGCAUGGUGUGAUUCUGCCCAUGAGUUUGGGAAGCUCUAUUCAGAGAUAUUUAAAGAGAGGAGGAAGAGAUUCUCGCCUUUCGUCCGCUUCAUCUUCCGGAGAUGGUUCUCCAAUAUCUACUGCUUUGGAGGAAGUUAAGACCCCAGGUGCCACAAAAGGAAGGGAGAGCGGUGGGAAAAUGCGUCUUUAUAGAUUCCAGCUUGAAAAGGAUGUUCAGAAACUACAAAAGGAGCUACAAGAGGAGAUCGACUUGCAUUUUGCUUUGGCAAAUGCUGUUGCUCAAACUUCUGCACCUUUGUCUGAUUCUCCUUCCCAGAUUCCCGUCAAGGCUCAGGAGCUGUUGUCUAACAUAGCUGUGCUCGAGAUCACAGUUCUAAAGCUUGAAGAAGAAUUGAUUGCCUUGCAUUUUCAACUUAGUCAGGAGAGGAAUGAACGCCGCCUUACAGAGUAUCAUUUAAGACAUUUACUUUCACCAUUACCAUCACCACGACCAUACUCUCCUACUGUUUCAGAAGAGCCGCAGAUAUCACCUCAGAGAGUUUCGAAGCACAGCGGUUUGCGGAUAUCUCAUUCAUUGGAGUCAUAUUUUUCUGCUGAUUGUGGACAUUCACAAUCAAUCACAAUAAGCAGGCCAUCAGAUGUAUGCUCAGCAAAGGAGAACUCAGGAUCAUGUAGCAGAGACAAACAAGAAACAGAGACAGAUAUUCCACUUCUACGGCCAGAUGGAUUGGAGGAGACAACUAAGGAUUUUCUUGUGAAGGACCUUUCCCACCACCCUAAUCAGCUUUCAGAAGAAAUGGUGAGGUGCAUGAGAGAUAUUUUUCUCUGUCUAGCAGAUUCAUCCAGCCUGUCUUCUAAGUUCUCUUCUUCAGAGCAUAUGCCUUCGCCAUUGUCCCCACAGGGGCACCUUUCCUGUUCAUCCAUGUUAUCCUUCUCAGAUUCAUCCAUAGUUCCUUCAUCAGUCAGGAGUCCCACCGUAGAGUUACAAUGCAGUUGUGAAGUCAUGGUGGCAGAGAAUGCAUUUGUUCCUUACAAAAUUCAUGAAAAGGUAAAUUGGAUAAAUAUUGGAAGAUACAGUUCAGCAGCCGAGGUGUCUUGGAUGUCCGUUGGGAAGAACCAGCUUGAAUAUGCUGCUGCGGCUCUUAAAAGAUUCAGAGUGCUCGUUGAGCAGUUGGCAAAAGUGAACCUGGCUUGCAUGAAUGGCAAUGAAAAGCUGGCAUUUUGGAUUAAUCUGUACAAUGCCUUGAUCAUGCAUGCUUAUCUGGCAUAUGGAGUUCCAAAGAGUGACAUCAAACUUUUCUCUUUAAUGCAGAAGGCAUCUUACACUGUUGGUGGGCAUUCGUUUAGUGCAGCUGACAUUGAAUACAUUAUUCUAAAGAUGAAACCUCCAACACAUCGCCCGCAAAUAGCUUUGGUUCUGGCCCUUCAUAAAUUCAAGAUAUCAGAGGAGCAGAGAAAAUAUUCUAUUGAUAACCCAGAGCCCCUGGUAGCAUUUGCUCUCAGUUGCGGGAUGUAUUCUUCACCUGCACUGAGGAUCUUCAAAGCCGAUAAUGUCAUCGAGGAGCUCCAUGAUUCCUUGAGGGAUUAUAUCCAUGCAUCUGUUGGCAUCAGCAGUAAAGGGAAACUGCUAGUGCCAAAGCUCUUGCAUUGUUAUGCAAAAGGGGUAGUGGAGGAUUCACUGCUGGCCGACUGGAUCUGUCGAUUCCUCUCUCCCGAACAAGCAGCCAUGGUUCGAGACUGCACGUCCCAUAGGAAACAGAGGCUCCUGGGUGCCCGGAGCUUUGGCAUCAUCCCUUUUGAUUCAAGGUUUCGGUACCUCUUCUUGCUCGAGAAUGGAAGCUCCCAAAGCUCUAGCUAAUGCGAAUUGAGCAGCUCAUGUACUUACAGAGAACUAUCUUUCGGCAUUCCAGGUAAGCCCGCCUGAGGACAGACCAGGGAUGUUCGAUGUUUCAGACAGCGCGGAGUUGGGAAAGAGUCCUAUUUCAUGUACAGGAGGGAUUGAGGGGAUGGAUGCAGAUUGAAAUCUAGCCGUGUAAAUAGGUUCAACAUUUUUGGAGCAUAUGGAUUCAUGGGGCCAGUUUUCAGCUUGCUGAGCUUCACAUGGGAGAUUGUAUUGUGAAAGAAAUUCCACUUGGGUGCAUGGACAUUCCCUGUAAAACUGGGAUUUCUGUGUCAAAGUUGGUUUUGCUUGGGAAGAAUUUCUGCUCAAGCUCUGUCCACAACUUGUCUAGUGAUGCAUCUUUUUCUACAUUGUGUCCUGUGAUUCACUGUACAUUGGUGUAUUACUGAGUGAAACCAAUAAGAAAAGGAUUGGACUGUUUGUUGGGGCUCU